Molecule: messenger RNA, 10067 nt
Organism: Arvicanthis niloticus (Nile rat)
Lineage: Eukaryota; Metazoa; Chordata; Mammalia; Rodentia; Muridae
Source: RefSeq, a predicted model, not a curated record
AUCGGGCCGAGGCCGAUAUUUAACUAAAGCCGAACCUCCCGCGUCCCCUCAAUUCUCCCGGCAGUCUCUUUCCCGACCGUGCCUUGGCGUCACAUUACCAUAGCAUCUUCUCAUUGGCCGACAGAAGGGUGACGGCGCCUGCGCAUUGCAUUUCUCUGAGGGCCGUGGGCAGACGCCAUUUUGGCCCCAGAGGUGCUUCUGGGAAGUUGAACGCGGUUCUUCACUUUGCCGGCCGGUGAGGUACGGCCCUGUUCAGUAGCUGGGGUUUCCUGAUCGAAGCGUCGGCGCCCGCCGCUGCCGACUUCUCCGAAGUCUUGGGCGAGGCAGAAGCACGCCGCUGCGGAGAGAGGUCACUCCGCCAGGAAGGACGUGACGGGGGCGGCGCGUGGCGCGGACACUCCCCGCCGAGAGCCCGCCUGCCAUGGACUCGGAGUACUACAGCGGUGACCAGUCAGCAGAUGAUGGUGGUGCAACCCCAGUGCAGGAUGAGCGGGAUUCAGGGUCAGAUGCUGAGGACGAUGCAAACGAGCAGCACUCUGGAUCCGACACUGGAAGUGUAGACCACCAUUCAGAGAAUGAAACUAGUGAUAGAGAAGAUGGUUUGACCAAGAUACAUAACGGAACGGACUCUGAGAAUGAUGAGCCCUCUAAUGUUAACGCCAGUGACUCUGAAAGUGAGGAGCUUCACAGGCCAAAGGACAGUGAGUCUGAGUCUGAAGAACAUGCAGGGUCUCCUGCCAGCGACUCUGAAAAUGAAGCUGUCAACCAACAGGGGAGUGACUCUGAAAAGGAAGAGCGUCUUAAUGGGCAUGCAAGUGACUCCGAAACUGAGGACACUCUGCGGCCUCAGGUCAGCGAGUCUGACAGCGAGGAUCCCCCAAGGCCCCAGGCCAGUGACUCGGAAAGCGAGGAGCCUCCCAAACCUCGGAUCAGUGACUCAGAAAGCGAGGAUCCUCCAAGGGCCCAGGCCAGUGACUCAGAAAGCGAGGAGCCUCCCAAACCUCGGAUCAGUGACUCGGAAAGCGAGGAGCUCCCCAAACCCCGAGUCAGCGACUCAGAAAGCGAGGAUCCUCCAAGGGCCCAGGCCAGUGACUCGGAAAGCGAGGAGCUUCCCAAACCCCGAGUCAGCGACUCGGAAAGUGAGGACCCUCAGAAAGAGCCUGCUAGUGAUUCUGAAGCUGAGGAUGCCUCCAGACACAAAGAGAAGGCAGAAUCAGAGGACAGUGAUGGGGAGAAUAAGAGGGAAGAUUCUGAAGUGCAGAAUGAGUCAGACAGCCAUACAGACAGAAAAGGACUCCACAGCUCUGACAGUGAGGAGGAGGAACCCAAAAGGCAAAAAAUUGACAGUGAUGACGAUGAAGAAAAGGAGGGUGGUGAAGAGAAAGUAGCAAAGCGGAAGGCUGCUGUACUUUCUGAUAGUGAGGACGACAGCAAAACAUCAGCAAAGAAGAGCCGAGUUGUCUCUGAUGCUGAUGCCUCUGAUAGUGACGUUGUAUCAGACAAGUCAGGCAGAAGAGAGAAGACAGUAGCAUCUGACAGUGAAGAAGACGUCGGGAAAGAAGAGUCUUCUGUAAAGAAGAGUGAAGAGAAGGAUCUGUUCGGGAGUGAUAGUGAAUCAGGCAAUGAAGAAGAAAAUCUUAUUGCAGAUAUAUUUGGAGAAUCUGGUGAUGAAGAGGAAGAGGAAUUUACAGGUUUUAACCAAGAAGAUUUGGAGGAAGAAAAAAACGAAACACAGCUAAAAGAAGCAGAAGAUUCUGAUUCUGAUGAUAACAUAAAGAGAGGAAAACAUAUGGACUUUCUGUCAGAUUUUGAGAUGAUGUUACAACGAAAAAAGAGCAUGUGUGGCAAACGCAGACGAAAUCGAGAUGGGAGCACUUUUAUUAGUGAUGCAGAUGAUGUUGUAAGCGCCAUGAUUGUCAAGAUGAAUGAAGCUGCUGAGGAAGACAGGCAGUUGAAUAAUCAAAAAAAGCCAGCUCUGAAAAAAUUAACCUUAUUGCCUACAGUGGUUAUGCACCUUAAAAAGCAGGACCUUAAAGAAACAUUUAUUGACAGUGGUGUCAUGUCCGCCAUUAAAGAAUGGCUCUCACCUCUACCAGAUAGGAGUUUGCCUGCACUGAAGAUUCGGGAGGAGUUGUUAAAGAUUCUGCAAGAGCUACCUAGUGUGAGCCAAGAGACCCUGAAGCAUAGUGGGAUUGGCCGAGCAGUGAUGUAUCUGUAUAAACACCCUAAGGAAUCAAGGUCCAACAAGGAUAUGGCAGGGAAAUUAAUCAAUGAGUGGUCUCGGCCCAUAUUUGGUCUUACCUCAAAUUAUAAAGGAAUGACAAGGGAAGAAAGGGAGCAGAGAGAUCUAGAACAAAUGCCACAGCGACGAAGAAUGAGCAGCACUGGUGGUCAAACACCACGAAGAGAUCUGGAGAAGGUAUUAACAGGAGAGGAAAAGGCUCUGAGGCCUGGAGAUCCUGGCUUCUGUGCUCGUGCGAGAGUCCCAAUGCCAUCAAACAAGGACUAUGUUGUCAGGCCCAAGUGGAAUGUUGAAAUGGAGUCAUCCAGGUUUCAGGCAACCUCCAAGAAAGGUAUCAGUCGACUGGAUAAACAGAUGAGAAAGUUCACAGAUAUCAGGAAAAAAAGCAGAUCUGCACAUGCAGUGAAAAUCAGCAUCGAGGGCAAUAAAAUGCCAUUGUGACCUUGCCUGGGACGUGUCCCCAUCUCUAAAAAAUGCACAGUGGACUAUCAAGAAAGAAGAUACUGUUAAAUGUUUUAGUGUGUCUCUGAGUGGUUCCGUUUGUAUCAUUGUUGUAGGACUAACAUUUCUCUCUUAUUUAAGACCAGUUGUCUGCUUUGUACAGAAGAGUACUUACUACUCCUGCUUCUAUCAACUGUACGUAAUAAAAUUUCAUUAUGGUUUUGGGGGGUUGUCUCAUCAUUGUCUUAAGAGACUAUUCUCUGUGAGAUCAAAAGUCCUUUUCAAUACAUAAGUGUGAUAUAAUGAGGAAUUUGUCUGGCCUUUGUCCCUGGCUCCUGACAAGGAAUAGCUCAAACCUUUAGAAUUCUUGAACUAUCUUUGUUAUUCCCUUGAUUUGGCUCAUCAUAGGGUCCUAAGUUUGCUCUAAGACUAGUCGACAGAAAUAUGCUUGGUCUAGUCACAUUGCCUGUGUGAUUAAUCAGUCAUGCCUCUGUAUUGAAGCCCCAGUAAAGAAAAGAACUCUGGACAAGCCAGGUGCCUUUCACACCUAUAAUCCCAACAUUUGGGAGACUGAUGUCGAAAUAAAAGGAUCAUGAGUUUGAGGCUAUCCUGGAUUACAUGGCAAGACAUGCUCUGAAUACUGCAACUGUGUUGAUGUCCCAGGAGAACAAAGGCACAGAAGCUCUGCACCACCCUUCAUACUACUGAAUCUUCAUUGACCUGGUUGGCUUAAUUUGUAUCUUUUCUAAUAAGACCAGUCAUAACUAUAACUUUUUAUUGAAAGACAUAGUGCUUUUUCAAGUUCUGUGAGUCAUUCAGCAAAGUUUUAAACCAAGAAAUUCUUGGGAACUUGCCUCUAUAGCUACCCUGGAAUUUUUUCAUGAUCUAAAGAUAUCACUUGCAGCCCAUGUCUGAAGUUGAGGACAGUCUUGUGGAGGAAAUCUGAUCUCUAGAACUCUCAGUUUUUACACCCACAGCUGAGUAUUUGGUAUCAGAAUUGAAUUGUAGACCACUGUAUAUGCAUGCCUAUAAUCUCAGCACUUUGGAGGCAGAGGCAGGAAUAUUGGGAGCUCUCCCAACAGCCUGAGUGACUCAGAAAGAUUGUUCAAAUAAAGAUGGUAUCUCAGUAGAGUUUGAAAUACAACAAGCAUACGUUUUAUUUCUCUUGUUAGAGAUGUUUUAUUUGUUUAAGUCUGGGGAGUUAAGCUGUGGGCAGAAAAGGUUAAGAUUGAAAAUUUCUCAGUUGCAUAUAGCAAUUGGACAAAUAAAAAAGGAGAAACUAUAGUUUCUUAAUUCAGUUUUGAGAAUUCUUAAAAAUCAUGAGAGAUUUCUGUAGAGCAAGAAAGUUUUAUCUGUAGCUCAUUAAUUAUUUAAAUCAUCUGGUACAAACUGGAGCCUUGAUUAUAGAAAUAGAAUAUUAUUGGCCACAAUGGCCUUUGGACAAUUGAAGGAAUGUGGAUUUCAUGGACUAAACACUCUAUAAGAACCUUUCAAGCCUGGUGUGGUGGCACACACCUUUAAUCCCAGCACUUGGGAGGCAGAAGAUCUCUGAGUUCGUGGCCAGCCUGGUCUACAGAGUGAGUUCCAGGACAGCCAGGGCUACACAGAGAAACCCUGUCUUUAAAAAAGAGAGAGUGAAAGAAUAGAGCCUCUUAAAGACCAUCAGUAUGCAAGAGCAGAUGGAGUGUGAAGCAGAAAGACCUUACAAAGCAACAGUUAAGCACUAGGUGGUGGCAAACUACCUCUGGCUUUGUUUAAUUUCAUUAAUUUAAAACAAUAAAAGCAUGUAAUGUAAACUCAAAACAGUUCUGAACAUGGAAAGCAAGUUUUGAAGAGUUAUUUUGCUGUCUUGGGAUGAUCUCCACUUAGCACCUAGUUUGUGCAAGUAAUAGAACUAGCAAGUGAUAAACCCAUAACCUGGAGUUCAAGGAGAUGAUACUUAAAGGGAAAAUGCUAAUUUCUUUAUAAAUUCCUUUGUUGUGUGGAUUUGGGGGGUGGGGGGAAAUCCCAAGCUUGACUCAUUCAUUGCCUUCAUAAUUUUCAUUUACUAUAAUUUCCAGAAUACUAAAAUUAGCUCCCAUGAACCCUUCAACAUUUUUCAGUGUGUCACAGUUUAUGUUCUAUAUACCUGAUUUCAUUUGCAGAGUAUGUGAGUAUAGUUUAUCCACAAACUUUCUUCUUAAGCUCCAUGUCUAAGCAUAUUUCUCUUAAAAACAUGUUUCGUGGCCGGGCAGUGCACAUCUUUAGUUCCCGCACUCAGGAAGCAGAGGCAGGUGGAUCUCUUGAGUUUGAAGCCAUCCUGCUUUACUGAUUGAGUUUUAGGUCAGCCAGGGCUACACAGAGAAACCGUGUCUGAGAAUACAAACAACCAGCCAACCCAUGGUUUUUAGGGGCUAGAUAAUGCAGCUUUGUUGGUAGAGUGCUUGCCUAACAUGCACUAAGCCUAGGUUCCAUCCCCAGUACCACAGAUAAUCUGGCCGGUCACCUUGCCAACCUGGCCUGACAACAUGGCAAAUACAAAGCCAGCCUGGGCCACUUGAGACAAUUUGUCUCAAAAUUGACCAUAUUUGACCUCUUGUAUGGAAUGCUGAGUAGUCACUCAGGUUUUUUUGGUUGGUUGGUUGAAUUGUUUUUGUUUUGUUUUUUUGUGAAAUGCUUUCAUUUUGGCAAAAAGUUUGUAUCUUAGCCACUUUUAACCGUACAGUUUAGGUGCAUUGCCUGGGUUUACAUUGUAUAAGCCAUCUCUAGAAAUCUUCAUCUUACAAAAUUUAGCUGUACUGACUGGGCACAUUAGUGCAUGUUUUUAAUCUCAGCGCUAAGCAUACAGAAGCAGGACAAUUCCUGAGUUCAAAGUCAUCCUAGUCUAGAGCUCCAGGCUGGCUAAGACUGCAUAGAUCCUGCCCCAAGCAAAUACCUUAGCUUCUUCCACCAGCUCUUGACAAUUUCAUUCUGCUUUCUGCCUCUGAUUUAGACUAUCCUAGGAACCUACUUUUUAAUUUAUUGGGGGGGGGGAGAGCACAUGUACUGUGGUGUACAUAUGGAAAAUUACGGUUUUAUGGAGUUCUUGCCUUCCACCUUUAUUUACUUGGAUUCUAAGGAGGAGAUAGGUUUCAAGACUUUAGUAGCAAGAAUUUUGACCACUUGAGCUCUCUCGUCAGCCUGUUUUUAUGUAUGGGUGUUAAUGCGUUGCCUUCUGCUUUUUAAAAAUGAAUUUCCUAACUUUGCCCUAUGUGUUAAGUCUGAUCCACUGUGAGAUAAUUGUAUGUUGUAAAAGGUCUACUUUUAUUCUUGUGAAUAUUGGUGGCCUUACAUCGUUUGUUGAAAGACUGACCCUUUCUCAUUAUUCUUGGAUCCCUUAUCAAAACUUACUCGGUGAUAUGAGGGUUUAUUUCUUUAUUUUGCUUCAGCCUUUUUUUUUUUUUUCCUAUCAUACUGUUUUUACUACUGGAGCUUUAUAGUAAAUUUUGAAGUCAAGUAAUGUGAUUUAUUCACUCUUCAAUAUUGUUUUGGUUGUUAGGAUUCGUUGAAAUUAAGGGGGAAAGUAUGAAUAUGUGCAUACAUGCCCCACAGCUACAUGUAGAAGUCAGGACAGCUUUCAGGAAUAGGUUCUUCUCCCCCUGAGUUCUGUGGCUUGAACUUGGGUCAUUAGGCUUGUGCUGCACACACUUUUACCUGAAGAACCAUACUGCUGGUCCCCUCCACUUUUCCACUCGAUACUGUUUUGGCUCUCUGGGCUUCCUUGAGGCUUUGUAUGACUUGUCUGUAGCUGUCAGUGGGUUUUCAACAGAGAUUGUGUUACAUCUGCCAUUUGAAGAAGUACUGAGUUUUAACAAUGUUAAGUCUUCUGGUUCUUAAACAGAACUGUCUUCAUUUAGAGUCCUUGGUUGAAUUUAUUCCUAAGUAUAUUUAUUCCUUGUGAUGUUAUUGUUAGGAUCAUUGUUGAUGAACACAUGCAUCUGGUAAUUUAACCUCUUCCUUUCCAUUUGGAUAGGUCUCACUUCCUCUUCUUGCCUGAUUGUUAGAAUUUCUAGAAAGUAGAUUAAGUACUAAUGAUGAAAUGGACAUCCUGGUCUUAUUCUUGGGACUAAAGAAAGAGCUUUGUCUUUCUUCGGGGAGUAUUAUGUGGGACUUUCAUGUGUGGCUUUUGUGUUGUUGAGCUUCCUUCUACUUUUAAUUUAUUGAGUUUUUAUUAUGACAAUAUUGAAUUUUAUGAAAUUAUGUUUCUGUAUCAUUUUAUCUUGAUAGUGUACAUUUCACUAUUAUGUAUUUUAAUACAUAAUAAUAUGUAUUAUGUAUUUUUAAAUUAUACAGAUGUACAUAUGCAUGAGUGUCUAUUGGUGCACACCUGCACAUUGGAGUGGAGGUCAGAGAACAGCCCUGAGGAUCGUUCCUCAGGCAUCAUCCACCUUGGUUUUAGUCAGGGUUUCUGACAGUCCUGAGACCCUCUAAAUAAGCUUGGCUGCCUGGCCAAUAAGGCCCAGGCACCCACCUGCCUCUUUCUCCCUUGUAUUGGAAAUAUAAAUGUACACUAUCACACAUGACUUUCCAUUGAUCCUGGGGCCAAAACACAAGUCUUCCUGCUUGCAAGGCAAUCUACUUUUCCCAACUAAGCUCUCUCCAACCUAUCAGAUUUUUGUCAUUGUUUCUCUGUUAAGUCAUCCUAACAUUCUGUCAGUAAAUCCUUGUUGAUCAUGACAUAGUAUCUAAUACUUUUUGAAUUAGAUACUUUUUGAAAACCUUUAUUUUUAUUUAAUAUGUGUGAAUGUUUACCUAUAUACAUGUAUGUAUGUAUGUAUGUAUGUACACCACAUGUGUGCCUGGUACCCAUAGAGACCAUCAGAGGGCAUUGGUCCCCUAGAACUAGUUAACAGGAUGGUUGUGAUCUGCCAUGCAGGUGCUAGGAAUUGAACCUAGGAUCCUCUGCAAGAAUAACCAGUGCUCUUAGCCACUGAGCCAUCUGUCCAACCCUACAUAAUCCUUUAAAAGUGUUGUUGAAUUCUGUUUGCUAGUAAUUUUUUUUUUAAUUUUACAUUUAGUGUGUCUGUGUGUGUAUCAGAGGACACCUUAGGAGUCAAUUCUACCAUGUGGGUUUUGAGGGUCAAACUUAGGUUGUCAGGUUUGGCAGCUGAGCUGUCUCCUUGCCUCAUGUUAGGCUUUUUAGUUGUCAUUUUGCUAUGUUUUUGUUUUGUUUUGAAGGAUUUUUAUAGCAAUGUAGCCUUUUAUGGUAGUGCUUAUUUGGUUUUGGUAUAAGGGUAAUGCUGGUAUUUUGGAAAUGCUCCUUCCUUUUAAGUUUUCAGAAUAAUUUGUCAGAAUUAAUUUUAAUUUGCCAGGCAUGGUGAUGCAUGCCUUUAAUAUCAACAUUUGAGAGGCAGGGGGAUUUCUGAAUUUGAGGCCAACCUGGUCUGUGUAGCAGUUCCAAGUCACCCAAAGCUGUGUGGUGAGAACCUGUUUCCAAAAAAAAAAAAAAAAAAAAAAAGAGGCAGGGUUGGGGGAAUAGUAUUAGUUUGUUUAGAUGGUUGGUAGAGUAUACUGUUAAAGCUACCUGGACUGGGCUUUCCUUUGCUGGGAAGGUUUGGAUAGUAGGAUGUAAUCUCACUAAAUAGAGGUCUGCUUAUUUAGAUUUAUAAUUCUUCGUGAAUCAAAGUUGGUGGGUUUUCUAUUUUGUCUAUUACCUAAUGGUUAUAUCGAUGGGAUACAGUUUAUAGUGCUGUGUACUUUUCAUUCUUGCAAAACUAGCCAUGAUGUCCCCAACCAUUCUAAAGGUACAUCACUAUGUGUAUUUCUAAGUCACUUGUGUGCAAUUGUGUGCACAUGUAUGUGUGUGGGAGGGUGAAGUUAAGGUCCCAUUUUUUAUUUGUACAUUCAUUGAAUCAGUUUCUCAGUUGAAAACAGAGCUCCUGAUUGGCUAGUUAUGUUGUCCUAGGAAUCCCCACCUCUGCCUCAUAAAAGUCCUGGGGUUCCCUGAGAGUACCCCCUGCCUAGCCUUUUCACUGUCCAGGUGGAGUGCUGGGGGUCUGAGCUCUGGUUUCCUGAUUACAAAGGAAGCACUUUAUCUACUGAGCCAUCUCCCCAGCCACUGUCCCAUUUUGAUUUUUUUUCCCCCUUCCGUAGCCAAUCUACCUGAAGGUUUGUCAGUUUUGAGAUUUGAAAGACAAAGUCUUUAGGUUCUGGGUUUGUUUGUGGUUUUAGUUUUUUGUUUGUUUGGGGGGGGUGGUUUUUUUGUUGUUUUGUUUUGUUUCCUCUGCUCUGAGCUAUCUACUUGUUCUUUUCCUUAUUCAUUGAAGAAUAAGUUAGGCUGUUGAGGACUGUGCUGCAUAGCUGUGAAUGUGAGCAUUGCUUUUGUCAUAUCUCAAUAUUUCUGGUGUUUUGUGUUUUUUCAUUUGUUCAGGGAGUGUUCCAAUUUUCCUGGUGAUUUCUUCUCUCAACCAUUGGUUGUUUAAAAAAUGUCCUAUUUAUUUUACACAUAUUUGUGGGUUUUGUAAUUUCCUUUAGUGUGUUAAGGCUCUUUGUGGCUUUGAUGUAUCCCCAAAAGUGUUCCAUGUGCACUUGAGAAAACUGUAUAUUCUGCUUAUUGAGUAAUGUGUUCUGUAUUUGUGUUAUGAGGUUCAAAUAGUAUUUGGUGGUAUUCAAGUGUUCUUUUUUUUUUUUUUUUUGGUCUGCCUUACUUCUAUCUGUAACCCUAGAACAGUCUUAUUUCUCCCAUAGUUCUCUGCCAGUAUUUCCUUCAUAUACCUAGCAAUUUUAGUUGGCAUAUUUUUGUUGAUAAUUGCUGUGUCUAACUGGUGAAUUAACCUUUAUUUCAUUACAUAAUAUCCUUUGUCUUUUACCUGUGUGCUACUUCCCACUUUUGAGUUACUAUAGUUGCAUGGGACAUGUUUUUCAUUCUAUCAGUUUAGUGUAUUUAGCUCUACAGUGAGUCUCUUGUAUACAAUAUAUAGUUGAACCUUAAGUUUUAAAUGUAUUCUUCUAAGUUAUGUGUUCUAUUAGGGUAUUAAAUCCACUGACAAAGUGACUACUGUAAUUGUUAAAGGAAAGGGCUCACUUGCCAUUUUGUUGUUUUCUAUGUCUUACAGUUUUUGGUCCUUCAUUUCUUUUUUAACUGUUAGCUUUUUUUAACUGGUUGAUAUUUAUAGUGGCUUGUGUGAUUUACUUUAAUUUCUUUUUGCGUAUAUUGUUUAUGUGGUUUUUAUGAGGCUUACAUGAAACAUCCUAAAGUUUCAACAAUCUAAAAUAAUAAUUUCAAUCACAUACAAAGCUUCUUUAUAGCUGUAUCCCUCUUUUUUACAUUAUCAAUGUCACAAAUAACAUGUGAGUCCAAUAGCAAGUUUAUAACUUUUUAUGCUUUUCUAUUUUAAAUACUGUUGAAUAAAAAACCAAAAUUACA